AAUUCACAACAAACAAAAAUACUAUAUUGAGUUAUAACAAACAUUAAAAUCCUCAAAUAUCAUACACCCGGUUCAAACACAUUCGUGGCCUAAUACGAAUAUCAUCAGGGGCGGUUCCAUCCGCCCCCAUCAUAUUAGUGGUCUAAUACGAAUAUCAUCAGGACGGCUCCAGCACAUUAGUUGCCUAAGAGGAUACGAUACAUCGUCAUGUCUAUGUCUUCUAUGUUUAGUAGACCAAGAUUGGUUGUUAAGAAAGUUUUGGCUAGAGCUCAAAAUGAAGGUGAUGGUGCUAUUGUUAGGAGAAGCAUUGGAAGGCCUGAAUUGCAGAAUCUUGAUCCAUUCCUCAUGUUAGAUGAGUUUAAUGUCUCACCGCCUGCUGGCUUUCCUGACCAUCCACACAGAGGUUUUGAAACUGUUACUUACAUGUUGCAGGGAGCUUUUACUCAUCAAGAUUUUGCUGGUCACAAGGGUACAAUCAGAACUGGUGAUGUUCAGUGGAUGACAGCAGGGAGAGGUAUAGUGCACUCAGAAAUGCCUGCUGGACCAGGUUCUCAUAUGGGCUUACAACUUUGGAUAAAUCUAUCUUCCAAGGAUAAAAUGACUGAGCCAAGGUAUCAAGAACUGCUACACGGAAACAUACCGAAGGCAGAAAGGGAUGGCGUUUCAGUCACUAUUUUAGCAGGGGAAUCCAUGGGCGUAAAGUCUCAAAUUUUUACACGAACACCUACAAUGUACCUUGAUUUCACCCUAAAAUCGGCUUCUGAGCAUCACCAACCGAUCCCCGAGUCAUGGAAUGCCUUCGUCUACAUAGUCGAAGGAGAAGGUGCAUUUGGUUCUCCGGAUUCAACGCCUACACCGGCUCACCAUUGCUUGGUUUUAGGCUCUGGUGAAGGCCUAAGUGUGUGGAACAAAUCUUCAAAGCCAUUGAGAUUUGUUCUGAUAGGAGGGCAGCCGAUUAACGAGCCGGUCGUGCAGUAUGGUCCAUUUGUUAUGAACACUAAGACUGAGGUUAUGCAGGCUUAUCAAGAUUAUCAGCUUGGAAAAAAUGGAUUUGAAAGGUCAAGGCACUGGUAUUCUAAAUAAGUAAACUAAGUUGCGCGGACUACUCUUCACUUACGAUGCUGCAUCCGUCUCGGAUUCUUCAAAAAUACACUGUUCUUGGAGAAUUCGGCAUUCAUCCGCUGACAUUUUUGAAGAGUUCAAGCAACGUAGUAAGUAAACAUAGGUUGUUAUAGUCUUUGUUUUCAUUUGAAAUGUCAUGAGCGUUGAGUGAAGUUUAUUAGUAGUAUUCAUUUCCUUCAUUUGUUCAAGAUUGUAUUGAUAGUAAUUUAUGUUGAGUUCUUGAAUGAUACCUUGCCUAUUUUGUUUGGAUCAA
This is a messenger RNA of Capsicum annuum, 1375 nucleotides long. RefSeq names its product pirin-like protein. Bases 208 to 1083 code for a protein of 291 amino acids. The record is from RefSeq and is a predicted model, not a curated record. The transcript has 6 exons. NCBI's taxonomy places the organism in Eukaryota, Viridiplantae, Streptophyta, Magnoliopsida, Solanales, Solanaceae.